GGGGAUCUUUUGUCCCUCCGAGGACACCAAGAGCACCAAAACUGUGGAGUCCUUUAAUGCAUGGAAUGACUCGGAAGCCAAUGCAUACACACCGAUGGAUCUGCCUCUCAGAGCUCCAACAAAGAUGACAGUGCAAGAUGCUCCUCGUGCCUUUCCCACAGUGGAUGUCCCAGAUCAUGCCCAUUAUACAAUUGGAGUUGUCAUUCUUAUAGUGGGGAUUACAGGAACUCUGGGUAAUUUCCUGGUCUUCUAUGCUUUCUGCAGGAGUAGGAGCCUUCAGACCCCAGCCAACAUACUCAUCAUCAAUCUAGCUAUUAGUGACUUCCUGAUGUCCAUUACACAGUCUCCAGUUUUUUUCACCAGCAGCCUCUACAAACACUGGAUUUUUGGUGAGAAAGGCUGUGAGCUGUAUGCCUUCUGCGGAGCUCUUUUUGGCAUUACAUCUAUGAUCACUUUGACGGUGAUUGCCUUGGACAGAUAUUUUGUCAUCACUAAACCUCUGGCUUCUGUUGGAGUGACGUCAAAGAAGAAGGCCCUAAUAAUCCUGGUAGGAGUCUGGCUGUACUCUUUGGCUUGGAGUCUCCCACCCUUCUUUGGAUGGAGUGCAUAUGUUCCUGAGGGUUUGCUGACUUCCUGUUCCUGGGACUACAUGACUUUCACACCAUCAGUCCGUGCCUACACAAUGCUGCUUUUCUGCUUUGUCUUUUUCAUUCCUUUGAUUGCUAUCAUAUACAGCUAUGUCUCUAUCUUUGAGGCUAUCAAGAAGGCCAACAAAUCUAUUCAAACAUUUGGAUGCAAACGUGGAAAUAAAGAGUUCCAGAAACAGUAUGAGAGGAUGAAAAAUGAAUGGAAGAUGGCCAAAAUUGCACUGAUUGUCAUCUUGUUUUUCGUCGUUUCCUGGUCACCAUACUCUGUUGUUGCUCUGGUAGCUUUUGCUGGGUAUUCCCAUGUCCUAACACCUUUAAUGAACUCCAUACCAGCUGUGAUUGCCAAAGCUUCUGUCAUCCAUAACCCCAUCAUUUAUGCCAUCACUCACCCCAAAUACAGAAGAGCCAUUGCAACAUAUGUUCCUUGCCUUGGACCCCUACUGAGAGUUUCUCCUAAAGACUCACGGUCCUUCAGCAGUUACCACUCCUCCAGACGAGCAACCGUAACCAGCCAGUCUUCUGAGAUAACUGGCCUGCAGAAAGGAAAAAGGAGAUUGUCUUCUCUCUCUGACAGUGAAUCAGGCUGUACUGAAACAGAAACUGAUACUCCCAGUAUGUUCUCCAGACUUGCCAGAAGACAAAUUUCCUAUGAAACAGAUAAAGACACAACUCAGGCUACUGACAUAAGAGCCAAAUCAACAAGCCAGGAUUCUGGGAAUUGUGGGAAGACAGCUGUAGAUGCUGAUGACAUAUUGAUGGUGGAAUUGAAUGUCACAGAGUACACGGCUACACCUACUCAAUCAUCUAAAACAUGCAGCUUGGAGGAAAUCAAGAAAAGUGAGAGCCUGAACAGUAUUGGACAAAGAAAAGGAGAGUCUCACCAGGGAUCAUCUUCAGCCCAGAUACCCAGUAUUACAAUAACGUGCAGCAGUGUCCAAGGAGUAGAGCUGCCUUCUAGAUACAACUCUGGUUUCCUGUACCCUAAAUCCAUCAGUCACAAGUAG
This is a messenger RNA of Poecile atricapillus (Black-capped chickadee), 1651 nucleotides long. It is a transcript of the gene OPN4, whose product is annotated as opsin 4. Gene Ontology annotation, molecular function: G protein-coupled receptor activity. Gene Ontology annotation, cellular component: membrane. The record is from RefSeq and is a predicted model, not a curated record. NCBI's taxonomy places the organism in Eukaryota, Metazoa, Chordata, Aves, Passeriformes, Paridae. The coding region runs from base 95 to 1651 and encodes 518 amino acids. Gene Ontology annotation, biological process: visual perception; G protein-coupled receptor signaling pathway. The transcript is spliced from 12 exons.